Trypanosoma rangeli is the source of this 1399-nucleotide messenger RNA. Its product is annotated as putative amino acid transporter. The transcript has a single exon. Gene Ontology annotation, molecular function: amino acid transmembrane transporter activity. The record is from RefSeq and is a predicted model, not a curated record. Gene Ontology annotation, biological process: amino acid transmembrane transport. Lineage: Eukaryota; Euglenozoa; Kinetoplastea; Trypanosomatida; Trypanosomatidae. The annotation marks the transcript as partial.
GAGCCCCGAGCCCACAGCAGUCUUGAUACCGCCAGCAUCAAACGCUGCAUCAGAAAAGAACGCUGCGUUGGGAACACAGUUGCCGAUGCCUCCGGAACUGUGCCCUGAUGUGGAAAUGUACCCAAAGGAAAGCCCCCAGCAGGCGCCAAAACACUGGCUGCUGCGACUUGUCAACAUCAUUGUGCCCAGGGGAGGAGCACUGUCUGGUAUGCUGAAUCUCGCGAGCGUCACGCUUGGGGCCGGAAUUAUCUCUAUUCCGUCCGCCUUCAAUACCUCCGGAAUGGUCAUGGCGAUGGUGUAUUUGCUGGCGGUGACGGCGUUGACGGUGUUCUCCAUCCAUCUGCUUGUGGCGGCGUCGGAGCGUACGGGAUACCGAAGUUUUGAAUCCUUGGCGCGUGGCCUCCUUGGGCGUGGCGCGGACAUCGCUGUGGCGCUGCUGAUCUGGCUCCUCUGCUUUGGUGGCGCCAUCGGAUACAUGGUGGCCGUGGGCGACGUCCUUCGCCCCAUCCUGGCCCACAAGGGUGUGCCUGAGUACCUCAAGACAGACAGCGGGCGGCGCCUGAUAAUGAGCUGCAUCUGGAUUCUCUUCAUAUUUCCCCUUGUGCUCCCAAAGCAAGUCAACUCGCUCCGCUACGCCUCGGCUGUCGGGGUGCUGUUUAUUAUCCUUUUUGUUGGAUGUGUUGUGGUGCACUCAGUGCAGAAAAUUGCUGCGGACGGCCACCUGCGCUCGGAUCUCGUGCUGUUCCGCCCAGGCAACAGCGCCGUCUCGGGGCUUGCUCUCUUCAUGUUUGCGUACCUGUGCCAAGUAAAUUGCUUUAAAAUUUAUUACGAAAUGCGAUGCCGCUCUGUCGCAAACAUGACGCGUGAUGCGGCGGCUAGCUGCGGCAUUUGCUGUCUGCUUUACUUUUUGAUUGGGUUCUUUGGCUAUGCGGAGUUUGGGCCAGAGGUGUCUGGGUCUAUAUUGACCUACUUCAACCCCUACACAGCCCCUGCCUUUUUCGUGUGCUUCAUUGGCAUCAUUGUGAAGCUUUGCGCUGCCUUUUCACUCAAUAUGCUGGCAUGCCGCACCGCUCUCUUCCAAACCAUGCAGUGGGAUGUGGACACGAUGCCGUACUGGAAGCAUAGCAUCUUCAGCGUCACAUUUGCUGUCGGGGCACUCUUGUUUGGCCUCUUUCUGCCCGACAUCAACAUUGUCUUUGGCCUGGUGGGGGCGUUUUGCGGCGGCUUUAUUGGCUUUGUCUUUCCCGCGUUGUUCAUAAUGUACUCGGGGAACUGGUCAUACAAGAGCGUUGGGGCAGUGCAGUACUUCCUGACAUACUUCAUUCUUGUCGCUGGUGUAGUGGCAAUUGUGUUCGGCACCGGUAGCACCGUCUACAGCACCAUUAAGCGAUUCUCGUGA